Molecule: messenger RNA, 1974 nt
Organism: Conger conger (European conger)
Lineage: Eukaryota; Metazoa; Chordata; Actinopteri; Anguilliformes; Congridae
Gene: g6fl
Product: g6f-like
Exons: 13
Coding region: 68-1756 (562 amino acids)
Biological process (GO): T cell activation; interleukin-15-mediated signaling pathway; positive regulation of ERK1 and ERK2 cascade
Cellular component (GO): membrane raft; external side of plasma membrane
Molecular function (GO): protein tyrosine kinase binding; MHC class II protein binding
Source: RefSeq, a predicted model, not a curated record
CCGCUUUGUGUUUCUUGGAAUCUCACACGCGGGGCGCAGCAGUUCUAACCUUGAACACGGCGCUCAGAUGGAACUGCCUCGGUCAGUUACAAUCACCCUGAAUGUGCCGGCGCGUGGCCCCGCUUACGUCCCAGUGGCCCCGGGAGAGAUUAUCAGCGCCCCACACAUGGCCCUUCUCCAGCGUGCCACUUCAGCCGAAGAAGACUGGGAUGACGUUGUGGUGACCCAGGCGGACGCGCCGGUCACCUUGGCCUGCUCCGAUUGGCCGCUGAAGGGCACGGUGCAGCUGGAGUGGCAGUGGAAGCCUGACGGCCAGGACAGCUGGAGCGUGGUCCUGAAGGCCAGUCACAAGCGGCAGUUCGGGGCCGAGGCCCAGAAGGCGGACGUACGCAUGGCGGACCCGCGCUUCCACGCGUCGGGGAACUUCUCCCUCUUCUUCCGGCCGCGCGCGGGCGACGGCGGCCGCUACUGCUGCCUGACGGGGGGGAAGAGGGAGCGUCAGAGGGUCACGCUGCUGGCCAUCCUCGCAGUGGUGGUCAGCCCCAGCCCUCCCGUCCCGCUGGAGAGCAUCCUGCGGCUGUACACAAACGCUCCUCUCUCUGAGGCGGUCUCCGAGGUGGUCUGGCUCUCCCCCAAGGGCCUGUCCCUGCACUCCGAAACCAAGGGCCUGUCCCUGCACUCCGAAACCCUCCCCUCGGGGUCGUCCAUCUGCAAGCUGCCCAACUUCCGCAAGGCCGACGAGGGUAACUACACCUGCCAGGUCAGGCCCCGGGGCAAGGCCAGCAGGCACCACUUCCACUUCAUCUACAGGAUCACUGUCAACGAUUACAAGAGAGCAAAAUUCACAGACCCCGGGAAUAGACUCCCCACGAACUCCACCGCCUGCGUCCACGGAACCCCGGUCCCCAUUUCCUGCCCGCGUUCCGGGGACUACGUCGUUCUGUACCGGCAGCCUCCCGCCAACGCACAGCAGCAGAUCUUCUCCUACGACCGCUGGAGGCGCAUCAGAGAGGUGCGCACCAAGGCGCGCCUCCGCCUGGACGCCUCGGCGGAUUCGGGGCACUUCCUCUUCCUGCUGGAGGCCGAGCUGCAGGACGGCGGCGUGUACCGCUGUGAGGUGUUCCUCAACGACAACGUCUUCGUCCAGGGCACCGGCCUGAGCGUGCUGAAGGUCUCCUCUAAGUCCAAGGACUCGAAGCUGACCCUGCUGUGCCAGUACUCGUUCCGGCCACAGGUGAGAGAGGUGACCUGGACCCACCAGAACCAGAGCCACAGCCGCAAGCUGCUGUGGACCACCACGGAGCCGGGCCGUCUCCAAACGGUGGUGCCCCUGGGGCCCCAGGCGGCCGGGAACUACACCUGCACCCUGGAGCUGAAGAACGACCUGGUGGUCAGAGCCGUGCACACCGUGCCACCAAAGCGCCCUGCAACACCGCCCCCUACUGUUCCAGUAAACACCAGCUCCUCCUCUCCCUCCCUCCUCACCCCUCUUUCGGGUUUGGGGGUCCUGUUGCCCUUGGCUGUCGUGGCUGUCGUGACUGUCGGUGUGUUGCUAUGGAAACGUGGAUAUCAUAACACUCGCCCUGGUGUGGAGCAGUCUCUGUCCCACCACUCUGGAGAAGUGGAGAAUGUGUAUGAAAACCCAGAAGACCUGCGACAGAGCACUGGGCAGAGUUCAGUGUAUAUGGACCUGAAGCCCACCAGCGACGACGACGUCUAUAAGGAGCUGGAUAGAUAUGAGCAGUGCCCUUGCUGACCGGCUGAGCCGUCACCUACCACUUGAAAGAUAUCAGUCCUCUCCAGCAUGCUACUGUAAAAUUAGUUUCUACUGCUUUUUCCUAUAUUUUUCUUGCUUGUAUAUUUAAUUAUUGCAAGGAUAAAUACUUCUACUGCAUAAAAUACCACACACAUCUGGGAGUAUGCACCUUGGGACUGUGGAACAUUACAGUUAAUUAAAAGUACUAUUUUAAGUCA